AUGAUGAGGAAGACGACGUUCAAGGGAGCGAAUGUGUUCAUGUCUAGGAAUUUAGUGCCGCCUGAGAUAUUCGCUUCGCUUCACGACGUUUUGAAAGAUAAUGGAGCUGAGAUCUUCCUGUGUUGUGAUCCUUCCCGGAAUGGACCUGAUGAUUACCACAUUAUCUCCUCUCGAGAUCAUGAAAAGUUCAAUGAUCUGCGCCAGAAAGGUUGUAAUUUGAUUGGUCCUCAAUGUGUUUUUUCGUGUGCAAAAGAGAAUAGAGUGCUGCCAAAACAAGGAUUCACAUGUUGCCUUGCAAUGGACGGAGUUAAUAUACUGACAUCUGGCUUUGAAAAGGAGGGAAAGGAUGAGCUUGACAAGUUAGUGACUGCUAUGGGAGGUUUGUUGCAAACUAAAGCAUCAAUGGACAUUAACUUUGUCAUUGUGAAGAAUGUACUAGCUGCAAAAUAUAAGUGGGCUUUGAACACUUUGAAGAAACCAAUUGUCUCUGAGAGUUGGCUGCACCAGUGCUGGAAAGAGCACCGUGUUGUUCCUCAUGACUCAUACAGAGUUCUUCCAUUUUCUGGGCUGACAAUUAGCGUCACCCAAGUGCCUUUAGAUGCGCGUAAGGAGAUAGAAAAGCUUGUCAUACAGAAUGGGGGCAAAUAUUCUGCUGAACUCACAAGAAAGAGUGACAAAUACAAGGUUGCAAAAAGAUGGGGUCACAUUCGUAUUGUUACUAGAACAUGGUUCGAUCAGUCUGUUGCUAGAAGAGCAUGUUUGAAUGAGGAUUCAUAUCCUGUCCAGAGAAGUCCUGGCACAUCUAUGAAUAGUCAGAGGACUUCCUUAAAGAGGCAACACAGCCAAGAGAAAGUUAUCAGAAACUCACAGGGUGCUCCAAUUUCCAUAACCCAUCAAGAGAUUUCAUGUGAUGGGAUGGCAGAUGCUGAUCUGGAAGCAACUCUCUCACAGAAUAUGGCCUCUACUUGCUCAGACAUUCCUGGUAUAAUUAGUGAGGAGAAGACAACUCCUACCAUACAGCCUAAAACUUGUAUGGACAUUGAUGGUUGUGUUGCUGAAGAUUCUCAAUCUGAAGGCAACGAUUUGUACUUUUUGAAUUGCAAAAUUCAUCUUGUUGGUUUUGAUGCUCCUGAAAUGCGUCGAUUGGUGAACAUGGUUCGAAGAGGAAGUGGUUCUCGUUAUAUGUCUCUUAAUGAUCAGUUAACACACAUUGUUGUUGGAACUCCCUCCGAAACUGAGAAGAAAGAGGUAAGGAGCCUUUCUGCUAUGGGUGUCAUCAAUGUGGUAAAAACAGUAUGGCUUGAAGAUUGUGAACGUGAAAAGAAAGAACUUCCUGUACUUCGGAGACACGUUGCUUAUGAUUUGCUCCUCCCAAAAGAUUCCUUGCCCUUUAAUAAGGGAUUUGUGAGUGCCAUUCCUGGUCUGAAACCAGGAAACACCUCCACCGUUCAACCACCUUUGCGAAAUGAUCAGUCUCAAAGUCAAAGUUUGGAUAAGGGCCAACAGAAAGUGCAGCAUGGCAUCAACAAUGAAAAGCAGAACAAUAAGUCGAGUGUAUUUAGAGGGCGAUCAUUUCGCUUUUCCAGUACCUUCCCUGAUGUUCAAAGAGGUGAAAUAGUUGACUGGAUUCAUGAAGGGGGUGGGAAGGUGGUGGAUACUUUGACAGAGAAGAAUGUUAAUUACACUGUUGAAGCCCAUGGUGUUCUAUGCAGUCGAACCCAGUUUAAUGGUGUUACUAAUGUAUCUUCUCACUGGAUUCGCUCAUGUCUACAGGAUGCACGCUUACUUGAUGUUAGCAGUCACAUUCUCUUCUCUCCACUACAAUGCAAAAUUCCUUUACCUGGAUUUACUGGGCUUCAAUUCUGUGUAUCCCAAUACGAGGAUAAGGAUAAAGAGCUAUUGAGAAACGUGUGCCAUGUUCUUGGAGGAAAAUUGGUCAAACGGCUUACUAAAAAGGUCAACUAUUUAAUAUGCAAAUUCACUGAAGGUCCAAAAUUCGAGGCUGCCCAUGAAUGGGGGAUACAUACAGUUACAAUCGAGUGGCUUUGGGAGUCCAUUAACCAGAACAAAGUUGUUGAUUGGAGUGGAUUUUUGCCAAAAGAAGCUACAGCGAGUGAGCGUGAGGCUGGAAUGUGCACCAUGAGCCAGUAUCCAACUCAGGCGGCUCGAAUGGUUUCUACAGCUGGUGCAUCUCAAUCUCAAUCUCAGGAUCUGAAAACCAUUGAUGGUCAAAGUCAAAAAGAUGAUAACAGAGCAGGAAGCAUAAGGAAGGAGGUGAAAUCUAAAUCUAAGGUUAUGGGGAGUAAAAGAUCAAAGCUUUCUACUGAAAGUGUUACAGAAUCUUCUGGAUUACGUGUCCUAGAUUCUGUCUGCAGGAUUAUCUCUACUACUGAAAAUAAGGCCACUGAAAUUGACUUGGGAGAGGGAGGCGGAGUUUUUAAAUCAGUCCCUGAUGUUGCUGCUGCUAUUGAGGAUUUGUUGGAGCAGACAAGUAAGAUUCACGAUCACAUGUCACCUGAGAGAACACCUGAUAAAAAUGCAUCCGAGCAGGUGUUCACAUCUGAUCUUCAUUCUCAGGAGGAUUCCCAUUCUGCAUUUGGGAUAUCUAAGCACUGGACACGGAGUUCCAGGUCUAAUGAAAAGGAUGACAUUAGCAACCCCCCUGGUGUAAGAGAAAAUACAGGGGGCAUUUAUGGAAAUUUCAGUGAAACACAAACAGAAUCCCAGGUUGUGGGUUAUGAAGAAGAUUUAUCUGGGAGGCAGAUGAUCAUAGACAGAGUUCGCACACGAAGUGGCCUCACACCCAACCCAAUCACUUUCCCUUGACCAAAGAUAAGAGUAAAUUGGUAAAAUGACAUAUGACACCAAGUCACCCAACUAAAUCACUGGUGGCGUUGAAAAAAAAAACAGCACCAAAUAUGUAAAACAAGAUGUUACAGUGUUGAGUACUAGUCAUCAGGGAAAGUGGCCUGUGAUAUUAACCAAGUCUAUUGAACAAGUAGUUAACUUACGGGUUC
Messenger RNA from Lactuca virosa, 3017 nucleotides. Lineage: Eukaryota; Viridiplantae; Streptophyta; Magnoliopsida; Asterales; Asteraceae. The record is from the annotation of a GenBank genome assembly.